GUGGGUGGCGCCGCUGCCCUCCAUUCUCGCCCCCGAAAGUAAACAUUGCAGACUACAGUGCUAAAGGCCGGUCCCUGCGAGGGGCCUCCAGAUUUCCCUGCAGCUGUGACUCUUCAUUCUGAGAGAUGAAGAUCAAUGAGAAGAACCUGUGUGCGUACAGCAUCUCGCCCACCCAGAUUGACAAGGAGGGCUACCUGCUGAAGAAGGGGGAGGUUAACAAGAACUUUCAGAGGAGAUGGUUUGUGCUGAAGGGGAACUUGCUCUUUUACUUUGAGAAGAAGGGCGACAGGGAGCCCAUUGGGGUCAUCAUCUUGGAGGGCUGCACAAUAGAGCUGGCUGAAUGUGAGGACCAGUACACCUUCAAGCUGGUGUUCCAUGGGGGGGGUGGCCGCAUCUACGUGUUGGCCGCUGACUCCCAGGAGUCCCUGGAGGUGUGGAUGAAGGCCCUGGCCCGCGCCUCCUACGACUACCUCAAGCUGAUGGUGGCAGAGCUUCAGAAGCAGCUGGAUGAGCUUAAUGAUACAGAAAAUCAAGGUAGGGGAGGAGACGAGGAGGGCCACGCCCCAAAGGCUCCCCACAGGCAGCGGCAGAACCCCUUCAAUAGGACACAGAGCUCCAACGAAGUCACUCUGGACCCCACCCUGGCCAUGCGCAUGAGGGCCAACACGGUGUCUGGUGGGGGGGUGGGGCAGUAUCUGAACCCUGCGGGGGGGGUGCCACAGCGAUCGGCACCCCCGCCCCCCUCAGUGGCGCACAUCACGGUGAACCGACGGACAUUCGCACAGAUUCACUCUGAGUAUGGUGUCCCCAUCCUGCGCGACAAGGAGCUAUACCGCCAGAGUAAGGGGAAGCAGCCGCAGGGAGGAGGGGGCGGAUCCUUCAAUACUCAGGGGCAGCAGAAGCAGCAGAAGGAGGAGCCGGCAGGAGUUACAGAUUCCUCAGGAGUUGUCAUGAACCUGAUUGAUAUUUGACCUGGAAAUUGAGUUAAGUCGGAGGUUAUGAAGUCGAUCAUUGUUCCUUAAUUUUCUUUUCUUGUGUGUGGGUGUUUAUAUGUAUGUGUGUGUGUGUGUGUGUUUGUGUAUGUGUCUCAUUUAUAAGGUGCUAUUUAUUUGCUGCGUCUGGUAAGUCAUGAUUAUCUGGAUUGCUUCUCAGCGCAUUCUAUAAUUUUGAGGAGGAGGAUGCGUACUGUAUCCCAGGUACUUAAUGUCUCCUCACCUUUCUUCUCUCUAUUAUUAUACAUACACUUGAUUAAUGGACGUGCUUCAUUGAUGUGGGAGUUAACGCAUGCAUCAAAACUAUGCAUUUAUUCCGCUGUUCUGCUCAAGUCAGUCCUGUAUGUACGUAUGUGUGUUGCUGUGUUUGUAUGUGGGUGGAUGUAUGUGUGUUUGAGGUCCCAUGUAUGCCAUUUCCUAAUUCGUACACUCUCUUCGGAUUAGUACUCACACCAGGAAAGAAAUUACUGCUGAAAAUUGAAAUGGAGGUUUGAAAAGAAACUAUAUUAUGACAUAAGUUAAUUUUUGGCACAUCAAAAGGAGGGAGGAGGGAGGUAGAGAUAGAAGGAAGGUGACCAGCUGGGAGACCAAAGAAGACCUGGAGGUGGUGUGCGGAGGAAGACUUUAGAAGGAUGGACAGCAGUGAGGAGAGAGUAUAUGAACUUCAGGAGACUCAUAGCUCAUCCAACCCCAUAAUGGAAGAUAGGGACAUUAAACAAGAAGAUUAGUUCAUUUUCUUCAUAUCCAGAGUCCAGAGUAGUGUUUUCCUUUGAUAUGAGUACUAAUUGGGAAGUCAAAUUGGCAUAGACAGUCUGUGUGUGUGUGUGUGUGUGUGUGUGUGUGGUGAUCAGGAGACAGCAACAGGUAGCACUUUACAACGAAGUCUCUAUUAUAAAUAAAUAUGCGUCACACAGCAUUUAAGUGUAGUCGUAUGCAUUGUUUUUCCAGUCUUGUGCAUUAUAAGAUUAAUUUUCGUCUUCUGAAUAUCAUUAUGAGACUCAGUAUCUUCAUCAGCAUCGUUAUUUUCACCUUCAUCAUUAUCAUUAUCAUCAUCAUCAUCAUCAUCAUCUAGCACAAACAUUCCACAUUGGUGUGUAAAAACUGCCUUUCCAGUGUAAGAAUCUUUGCUUAGCUGGAAAUCCAUUUUUUAUACAUCAAUAUUAAUUAAUGCGAGGAUGAAGUCAGUGCAGGAGAGAAAACAUGUUCUUUAGAAUUACAGAAUAUUUCCAAUAAAAAUUGAGAUUUA
Eriocheir sinensis (Chinese mitten crab) is the source of this 2238-nucleotide messenger RNA. Its product is annotated as sesquipedalian-1-like. Lineage: Eukaryota; Metazoa; Arthropoda; Malacostraca; Decapoda; Varunidae. The transcript has 6 exons. Gene Ontology annotation, cellular component: recycling endosome; early endosome; trans-Golgi network. The coding region runs from base 126 to 971 and encodes 281 amino acids. Gene Ontology annotation, biological process: retrograde transport, endosome to Golgi; receptor recycling; endosome organization. The record is from RefSeq and is a predicted model, not a curated record.